CCCCGCCGCUGCCGGGCAGCAUGAGCGGCUCCGGGCCGGAGGAGCCCCAGCCCGGCCAGGGGGCGGAGGUUCAGCUGCAGGAGGCCGAGCAGGACUGGGCGGCCGCCAAGGCUUUCUACGACAACCUGGUGUCCAAGAGACCCCGGCCGCCCAAGCCCCAGCACGCCAUCACGGUGGCCGUCUCCUCCCGAGCCCUCUUCGAUCUGGUGGAGGAGCGGCGGAUCUACGAGGAGCAAGGGGUGGAGAAGUACGUGCAGUAUCAGCAGGACAACGAGAACGUCACCCUCAAACCCGGACCGGCUUUCCAUUUCGUCAAGGCACUGGAACAUGUCAAUGCCAGGCUGCUGGAACUGUACCCUGAUGAUGAGGAACGAUUCGAUAUCGUUCUGAUGACUAAUAACCAUGCCCAAGUGGGAGUGAGGCUCAUAAACAGCAUCAAUCACUAUGGCUUAACAAUUGAACGUUUCUGUAUGACGGGAGGAAAAAGCCCUGUUGGUUACCUGACUGCAUACCUGGCCAACUUGUACCUCUCAGCAGACUCUGAAAAAGUGCAAGAAGCUAUAGAAGCAGGCAUCGCAGCAGCUACCAUGUUCACUGCCAGCAAAGAGGUUGCCUACUCGGAUACACAGCUGAGGGUGGCAUUCGAUGGGGAUGCAGUUCUCUUUUCUGAUGAAUCAGAACAGAUUGUCAAAGAGCAAGGAUUAGAUAGAUUUUUUGAGCAUGAACAGCUGAAUGAAAAUAAGCCUCUUGCACAGGGUCCUUUGAAAGGUUUUCUGGAAGAUCUAGGGAAACUCCAGAAGAAGUUCUAUGCGAAAAACGAACGGUUAAAUUGUCCUAUAAGGACCUUCCUGGUUACAGCCAGAAGCGCGGCCAGCUCUGGAGCCAGAGUGCUGAAGACUCUUCGUAGCUGGGGUCUGGAGAUUGAUGAGGCACUUUUCCUAGCAGGAGCUCCUAAAGGACCAAUCCUGGUGAAAAUCCGCCCUCACAUUUUCUUUGAUGACCAGAUGUUUCACAUUGAAGGAGCACAGAAAUUGGGCACCGUUGCUGCGCACGUUCCCUACGGGGUUGCGCAGAAACACCACAAAUCUGCGUGACUGGGUGGCACCAGGAACAACAGGGUUCUUAACUCAGCCAGCCUCUAAUAGACCACUAGUUAUGUCUGAAAACCUCUACAUUUGGAUAUUUUAAGCACUGUGUUUAAAGAUUUAACUUGUGGCUGGAGCAGCCUUUAAAGGAAAUAUUUUUAAUAUCGCUAAGUUUUUAAUAGAGUUAUUUUAAUAGCAUUCUUAAGGUUUUUAGUGGAUCUAACACUGGUUUUGAUAUUAGAAGAUUUGUACUGGUUUUAUAGCUUGAAGCGUAUUUAGAGAGACAGAGAACAGUCGUAUUUUCUCUAAAAAGCUCUGGGCAGGUUAUUUAUAACAGAAGUCAUGCUGCAAUGCUAGUCCUUGGUGGUUAUUUCUGAAAUUACCAGAAGCACUGUUUACAUAUAAGUGUUCACCUGUUGGUUGUUGUCUUGUUAAGUAUGUGUAGGUUUGUUAGCCCAAGGUUUCAGUUUCCAGUGAAAUGUUAGCUUAUUUGAUCUUUGUGUUUACAAGAGCCCUUUAUUUUUCUAUAUUGUUUUCCUAUUCCAAUAAAGCUGGCUUUACAGAA
Molecule: messenger RNA, 1650 nt
Organism: Apus apus (common swift)
Lineage: Eukaryota; Metazoa; Chordata; Aves; Apodiformes; Apodidae
Gene: NT5C1B
Product: 5'-nucleotidase, cytosolic IB
Exons: 6
Coding region: 21-1094 (357 amino acids)
Biological process (GO): nucleotide metabolic process; adenosine metabolic process
Cellular component (GO): cytoplasm; cytosol
Molecular function (GO): 5'-nucleotidase activity; nucleotide binding; magnesium ion binding
Source: RefSeq, a predicted model, not a curated record